Mercenaria mercenaria is the source of this 2187-nucleotide messenger RNA. RefSeq lists its product as uncharacterized. Lineage: Eukaryota; Metazoa; Mollusca; Bivalvia; Venerida; Veneridae. The coding region runs from base 290 to 1867 and encodes 525 amino acids. The record is from RefSeq and is a predicted model, not a curated record. The transcript has 8 exons.
AAUCAACUUUUUACUUGUAGUUUAAAUUGCCUUUAUCGAAUGAACUUUUAUUGAAUCAUUUAAGCGUGCAUUUGUAUAUUACGUAUAGAGAGAAGCAAACAUUAUUGAAAUCGAUAUUAUGCCCGUUAGAUAUCUAAUACGUUUGAUUUCAUUUUAUAAUUAUAUUUGAUCGGUUUUAAUAUUCAUAUUCCUAGGUGGAGUCGAUAAAAAUGGUACACCACUUAUCACCUUUCCCGCGGACUCGGCGGAUUUGUUGGAUAUUUAUGCUGCGGGAGACAUCUUACACCUGAUGCAAGUAUUUGUUGAUCUUUGUGCAGGACAGGUUGCGGUCGUCGCCGACCUACAACACGGAUGGACGGAGGAGUGUAUUGAGAAAUUAACGUACCUACUCGAUGAGUUACAGAUUAAGAGAAAAAGUUGUAUAAAGAUUGCGUAUUUUGUGAAGCCAUGUGUAAAAACAAAUACAAGAAUACCAACCAGACACUUAUCAGGUGUCAGAAAGAAUGGAAGAAAUGUUCCUCCCUAUGAGGUGAAAAGACUGGAUAAUGUGAAUGAACUUUACACUUUCAUCGAGAAGUCACAACUCUGUAUGGACUAUGGAGGAACAAUCCAGUAUAACCACAUAGCAUGGGUUGAUUUCCAACGGACAUAUAUACCUAUUGUAACGGAUGCUAAAGAUGUUGUAGAUGUACUGUCAAAGAUUAGGAAUGAGAUAGGCAGGCUUAAAGACCCACUGACAAAAUGUUCUGAUACAUCACAUGACAAGGAACUCUCCAAAUACCAAAGUCUUCUCGUCCAAUAUAACAUUAGAGAUAUUGCUGAAAACAUUGAAGAUGCUAUAGAAAGACUAGAACAUCCGGAAUGUGACCCAAAUUUGAUACAGACCCAUACAGCAAUACUAGAUGACACAAUUAACCAGCUGAAAGAUCUACACCUAAGAAUAACAACAGAAGUCUCAGAAAUGGAUGCUAUUAUGGCAAGAUCGGAUGCUGAACAUGCAAUUAUUAUAAAACUUGAUGAAUGUAGUAAAAAUACAACGGAGGUUGAGGAGACGAUUGAAUUGAUGAUGCAACAGAUUACAGAUUUGCCACUGGUUGGCUCAAGUAUUGAAGAAGCUCAACGCUACAGAGAUAAAUUCAUUGAGUCUGUACUCGUACCAUCCAGGGAUAUAGUAUCAUGCGCCACAUCUAUUCUUCAAGAUCUUGACUGUGGGAAGAACACUACAAGAAAAUCUUAUGCUGUUUCUAUCGAUAUAGCAAAAAGACUUACAGAGGCCCUUCAACCUUUUACGCAACACCUCAAUGUAUUAAACGAGACAUACACUCGGAUACAUUUAUUCCAUGUAAUCUGUAAUAAGACGGAACGCUGGAAGCAAAAGGCAACACGUUUUGUAUCAAAGAUCUUAAAUCAAAGACAAUGUCUAAAUAAUAAGGCUGAAAUAGGAACUAACAAUACAGGAGAAAACUUAAACAGGUUUUCUGAAAUUCAAAACAAAAUUGAAGUCAGAAAUACAGAACUUCACAUUGACCUUGAUCAGUUAAGAUCUACUGACAGUGAUGGAGUCGUUCGUGAAAGAAGCAGAAUAGCUGCUCCAAGGAACUGGAACUCCGUAUUACAAACUUUUAACAAAAAGCAUCCGCCACCAAAAAAGAAACACAUAAGACUGCUGAACAAAUUUGUUCCAAAACAAAUACAGGAGAAACAAAGGACCGAUGCUGAGGUGCUAGCUGAAAGGGUUCUUUUCAUACUUCAGAUGCUGAAGCGGACGGAAUUUAAAUGUGAAGAUAUUUCACUAAUUCAAAAGUGGUCUUCUCAAAGGAAACGGAAACAGGAAUCCAGUACAAAUAAUGAAGUGUCUCUUGUAUAAUAUCAAAUAUAGUAGACAACAGAUUGAUGAUAAAGAAUUUGUCAUAAAAUUUCAGAUUUGUUUCUUUUUUUUAUCUAAUAUAGUGACAAAUGCCAGUCUAUUUUACAGGUUUUCUCAAAGAACUGAUUGUAAUAUGACAUUGGAAAUAGGAUAUAGACUGGCUUUAUUCAGACCUUUAAAAAUAUAAAAAAUAAAAGGAAAUAUGUAUCACAGUCUAGGAGUUAGUCUAAAUAUCAUGCUUUUCUCCUGUAAACUCGAUUUUAUUGACAGUAAAUAAAAUCACAUAUAUAUUUUAAUCACAUGUGUUUUGUUGUUCUAUU